UUCAUUCUACAGUGGAGGAAAACAGACUGCAAAGAGAGGAAACAACUUGCUUGAGGGGAAGCCACUCUGGAAAGAGCACGAUUUCCUGCUCUCUUGAUACACUACUCUCCCUUUUAGACACAGAUUUUGUACUAUGGCCAAAAUCAACAUCCAUCACCAAAGAGAAAUGGAGAAUCUGCAAUUCCCCUAGCGCUUUAGAAAGAAGAGUUGUUUGCGGACGGCAACAAUUUCUUGUCUGUUCUCCGUGUCCACGCAGGUAGAACGCUCACUCAAAUGCAACCCCCAGUCUGGCCCACCUCAAAGUAACUACAGAUUGCGGGGAAGCCGAAGACACAGUCCAGAACAGGAACCUCCUCUCCUAGAUCAUGUUUCUACCCGAGUCCAAAGAGAAACGGACCGGAAGUGGCGCGCAGCCGCGGAGGAAAUACCUAUAGUACAGCUGUUACGCUGACCGGAAGAGAAAGGUGCGUACCUUACAAGGCUCCGCUCCUACUUCCUGCUUCCGCACAGUUGCUGUUGUCGACGUUAGCGGCGGGUGUCGGAAAGCUUCCUCGUCUUUGGACGGGUUGUGAGAUGCCGGGCGGAGGCCGGUGUCCCGAUUGCGGCUCCACUGAGCUCGUGGAAGACUCGCACUAUUCGCAGAACCAGCUGGUGUGCUCCGACUGCGGCUGUGUGGUCACCGAGGGAGUCCUUACUACCACCUUCACUGACGAGGGCAACCUCCGAGAAGUAACAUAUUCCCGAAGCACAGGGGAAAACGAACAAGUUAGUCGCAGCCAGCAACGAGGUCUCUGCCGAGUGAGAGACCUCUGUCGAGUUCUGCAGCUGCCACCAACAUUUGAGGACACGGCAGUUGCCUACUACCAACAGGCAUAUCAGCACUCUGGCAUCCGUGCUGCCAGGCUGCAGAAGAAGGAGGUGUUGGUCGGGUGCUGUGUCUUAAUCACCUGCCGGCAGCGUAACUGGCCCCUGACCAUGGGAACCAUCUGCACCCUGCUGUAUGCGGAUUUGGAUGUGUUUUCUGGCACCUACAUGCAGAUGGUGAAGCUCCUGGGGCUGGAUGUGCCAUCUCUGUGCUUGGUGGACCUGGUGAAGACCUACUGUAGCAGCUUUAAACUGUUUGAAGCCUCCCCGUCUGUGCCAGCCAAGUACGUGGAAGACAAGGAGAAGAUGCUAUCGCGCACGCUGCAGUUGGUGGAGCUGGCAGAUGAGACGUGGCUGGUGACCGGGCGGCAUCCCUUGCCUGUCAUCACCGCGGCCACUUUCCUGGCUUGGCAGUCGCUGCGGCCUUCAGAUCGGCUGACAUGUUCCCUUGCCCGGUUUUGUAAAUUGGCGAGCGUGGACCUGCCCUACCCCGCUUCCUCCCGCCUGCAGGAGCUGCUGGCUGUGCUGCUGCGGCUGGCCGAGCAGCUGGCCUGGUUGCAGGUCCUGAAGCUUGACAAGCGGUCUGUGGUUGCGCACGUCGGCGACCUUCUCCAGCACCGCCCCAUGUUGAUCCGCAAGGCCUUUCGAGACGCAACAGCAGAGCCAGGCGCGCUGGACGCGCGGGAGAAGGAGCUACAGGGCCAAGGAUGGGGAAAAGAGGACCGGGGCGACGGCUCCUUAGAUUUGCCUGCAGGGAAGCGGCCAGCGAGCCCCGCCCUCCUCCUCCCACCCUGCAUGUUGAAGCCCCCAAAGCGGACCUGUCCCACACCCCCUGUCUCCGCGGUCACUGGAGAUGAGAACAUUUCUGAUAGUGAGAUCGAGCAGUAUUUGCGUACCCCUCAGGAAGUUAGGGACUUCCAGAGAGCCCAGGCCGCUAGACAGGCUGCCACAAGUGUUCCUAACCCUCCCUGAGGCACAGCCGGGGUCUGGCCGGGGGCGGGCGCUUAACCCCAUCUGAUGGCGGCUUGCUAACAGGCCUGAUGUAGCCAGAGACAUCUGUGUAUA
Molecule: messenger RNA, 1929 nt
Organism: Kogia breviceps (pygmy sperm whale)
Lineage: Eukaryota; Metazoa; Chordata; Mammalia; Artiodactyla; Physeteridae
Gene: BRF2
Product: BRF2 RNA polymerase III transcription initiation factor subunit
Biological process (GO): DNA-templated transcription initiation; transcription preinitiation complex assembly
Cellular component (GO): nucleus; transcription preinitiation complex
Molecular function (GO): TBP-class protein binding
Source: RefSeq, a predicted model, not a curated record